Triticum aestivum (bread wheat) is the source of this 1632-nucleotide messenger RNA. RefSeq names its product B3 domain-containing protein Os03g0620400-like. Gene Ontology annotation, molecular function: DNA binding. Bases 1 to 1632 code for a protein of 543 amino acids. The record is from RefSeq and is a predicted model, not a curated record. The transcript has 7 exons. NCBI's taxonomy places the organism in Eukaryota, Viridiplantae, Streptophyta, Magnoliopsida, Poales, Poaceae.
AUGGCGGAGGCCAGCGGAUCCAAGAUGAGCAACCCUUGCGAAUCCUGUGAGAGGAAUAUAAGGUUCAUCAGAAAAAUAAACGGAAAUUUUAUGCAUAGCUUGGUCAUGCCUGAGUGGUUUGUGAAUCAGUUUGGAGGGAAGAUCUCGAGAUCCAUCAAACUACAAACCCCCAAUGGUAACAUAUAUGAUGUUGCAGUUACUGAGAAUAUGAAUCGAACAAUGCUGAAAUCUGGUUGGGCAUCAUUUGUUGAUGCCAAUCAAAUAGAAGAAAAUUAUACCUUGAUGUUUCGGUACCUUGGAAACGCCCUCUUUGAGGUUAUAAUAUUUGAUUCCAAUGGUAAGGAGAAAGUCUUAUGCUGUGCCGGGAUGAAAGCAGCCUCUGAUGUUAAUGAACCAAGCAGUCGCCAUGUUGAUAAUUCGAGCAGUUCUCAUGAUGGUACUACUCAGUCAUCAGCAGAUGAAUGUUCAGAUUCAGAUGGAAGCCAGAAGGAAAGCUCGUACUGUUACAGAAAAUCAGCAAAGAUGCCUGCAAUGUCUAAUUCUUCUGAGGAAAUCUCAGCAGAAGACAAUUCUUUGGAGUCAGAUCGACAAAAGCUUUCAAAAUAUUAUGUCUUGUCAGGGCAGUGCUAUCUUACAGAAGCACAGGAGGUAAAAAUGCUUGCACUUGUAAAGAAAAUUCGACCUGAAAUCCCGGUGCUUGUUGUCCAGAUGAAGAAGAGCAAUGUAAACAAUAGUCGUACUCUGGCAAUAUGUAAGGAUUACACACUCGAGCACUUGCCAUGCGGAGAAACAGUUAUCAUACUCCAGCUGCCUAGGAAAAACAAGGUUUGGAAGUGCAAACUCUAUAACAGGCCAUCUAGAACGUCUGACGCUGGUCGGCGCAACCUUUAUUUGGGGAACUUUGUCCGUGACAAUCCUGUCAGAGAAGGCGAUAUCUGCCUCUUUCAACCAAUGACAAAUGUUAAGCAGAAAAGAUUCACAAUGACUGUCCAUCUCCUUAGCAAAACGAGCGUUAAUCAUUCCCCUGGUGCAAGAAAUGGCAUUGGCUCAAAUCAUGGAAGGACAAGCACAAAAAAGGCAGGUGAUGUGGAGGAACCACCUACCGAUGGUGAAGAGUACUCUUCGGAACAUGAGGAGCAUGAAGUCUCUGAUGAUUCUGAGGGAGGUUCUGAACCUCCCUUCAUGCUGGCAGACAAAGCUUGCCUAACAUGGGCACAAGAGAAGAAAGUGUUGGAGAAAGUCGAGGAAAUCGAGUCAGAACUACCCUUGUAUGUUGCUAUCAUGCGCAAGUCCAAUGUCUGUCGGGGUGGUUCCUAUAACACUCCCACCCUACGCUUUGGCUCACAAUACUCAAGCAGAUAUCUUGUUCAGAACUCUGCUGCUGGCUAUCAUCGUGGAAAGAGUAGUGUGAUCAGUUUGGUGCUUCAACGGGAGGAGAAGAGCAGAUCAUGGCUAACCAAUUUGAAACACAGCAUGCAACACACAACUCAUGUGAUGAAGGUUCUCAAAGGAUGGACGUUUUUCGCCCAUGACAACCGCCUGAGGGAGGGGGACCUCUGUCUCUUCAAGCUGAUAAAGGACAAGGAGCCUCUGACUAUGGUGAUCCAUGUUAUUCGCCGUGAGGAAUAUUAG